Messenger RNA from Oldenlandia corymbosa var. corymbosa, 1296 nucleotides. Lineage: Eukaryota; Viridiplantae; Streptophyta; Magnoliopsida; Gentianales; Rubiaceae. The record is from the annotation of a GenBank genome assembly.
GUUGUGUAUUGCCGCUAAUUUUACAUUCUCUUAAAGAUACCUGUUUUUUUGGGGCCAUACAUGUGGGCAGAAUGAGAGUCCAGAAUAUGGCCCGUGAAAUUUUAUGAAUCUGUUGUAAACCCAGGCCUGGGCUUCUCCCUCGGCAAAGACUAAUAAUAGCAGUAUUGCGAAGCUCAUUAUAAACCGGCGAAGUCUGGAAUGAUGGAGAAGAGGAAGAUGGGUGAAAGGAAGAAAGGCGAAAGCAAGAAAGCAAAAACAUCGGAGUGGCCAUCCAUCAAACCGAAGCCUAAUCUUCAAAUCACCCGCCUCAAAGACGACGACUUGUUUACUGUGCAUAAUUUCUUCUCAUCAGCAGAAUCAAAAGCCUUUAUCAAAGCUGCAGAAAGUAUUGGUUUUGCUCAUCAAGGCAGUCUUGGUCCAGCCAAAGGUGAAGCUUUCAGGGAUAAUGAUCGGAUAUCUGUUAACGAUCCAGUUCUUGCUGAUACAAUUUGGGAAUCUGGACUUAACAAGUUACUUUCUCAUCUCAAAAUUCGCGGCAAAAUUGCAGUCGGGCUGAACCCAAAUCUUAGGUUUUACAGGUAUAAAGUUGGCCAAAGAUUUGGGCGACAUAUUGAUGAAAGCAAUGUUCUUGAAGAUGGGAAGCGCACCCACUAUACUUUGCUGAUAUAUCUCAGUGGUGGUUCUGGAUCCAAAACUAGAAAUGACAGUAGCGGACAAGACACCGUAUCAGAGCCUUUAGUUGGGGGCGAAACUGUUUUUUAUGGGCCUAGGAAUGCUCUAGUGGCUGAGGUUGCUCCGACGGAAGGUAUGGCCCUGUUUCAUGUCCAUGGGGAUAGGUGUAUGCUCCAUGAAGCUAGGAAUGUCAGUAAGGGAGUCAAAUAUGUGCUCCGGUCGGAUGUGGCAUUUGGUUGAUGAUGGCUGGAGCAUUGUGGUCCAUUUUUGUGUGAAUCAUAGGUUUCUUGGGCAGAUCAUUGUUAUGUUAAUCUGCCAUCAGAACUUGUCACGAGAUCAAUCAGGGGAAUGCAUGGAAGAUUUCAUAAUUGAAGGAUAUAGUAGUUACCGACUUAACAUUUGCAUUACUUUAUGGUUUCGAUUCGUAAUUAUUUUGCUCAGUGUGUGAUAACUUUCUGAAUCCAGUUGACUUUAACUCAAGGACAAUGAUAUUCAUAACCAAAGGAUUCGAUUCCCAUCUCGUGUAGAAGUUAGUGGAUGAAAGUGCCUUUAUUUGCAGUUAUCAAUCUGCUGAAAGACAAUGCAGAGUAAAUCAGUGAAUUUCCCUGUUUUGAGGUUCGACAA